AUGGCUGAAGAGGAGCACCGUUGUCCGUGCACGGAGAGCCCAAAAGACAGUAGACCAGCUCUACCGGAAUGCAUUUGUCCAAGAGAUGAGCAUGACCUGGUCAAGCAUGAUGAGGACUGCAUUUACUAUCGGAAUGAGACCCUUAUCUUCCCGAAGGAAAUCGACACUUGCGGCUGUGUAUCUCCGCCACCGGAAGACGGCGUUUGCGCAUGCUGUCGCUGUCCCCACGAUCAAUGUCGCUGCAAGAUGGCCGGAAGGGAAGUCUUUGACGAAUGGCGCAGCAAGCGCGAUAUUGGCGCAAUGCCGGCUGUGCUCGACUCAACCCAUCCCCUGAUGCACCGGUUCCAACAAACCCUUAAACACUUCUUGGAGAAGGAAAAUACAAUCGCUGAAGAGGAAAUAUUAAAUUUGCGUGAGGAAUUGCGGCUUAGCAAAAUCGCUUACGAAAAAGAUCUAGAAGCAAUUUAUAGAAGUGAUCACGAUACCAAUGCCCAAAGGGUUCUGAUAGAAGAAUAUGAAGGAACGCUGGCUAAGAGCACAGCAGACCGGCAAGCAGCCGAGCAGCGCGCUCGCGAGGCGAACGACCAGUACCGAAGGGCAAAGGAGAAGCUGGACCAACAUAUACUGACUGAACGUGAAGCGACUGAGGAGUUGGAGGCACUGACCAGCUUGUGCAGACAGCUGGAGUCGUGGCGAGAGGAAACCGAAUCGGAUUUGACAGUCAGCCAGCGCAUGUCUGACAAAAUGCGAGCGGAGAAACGAGCUCUCGCUGACGAGAAAAGACAAUUGGAUAUGAUUAUCUACGGCCUCAGCAACGAAGUGUGGAAACUGGAAUCGAAGCUCGAGAUGUUCCAAAAGCAGCUGGAAGUCAAGAACAAUGAAAUGGAGAACGUCAACGAUAAGGUUACUGCAUACGCCGCAGAACUUGAAGAUUUGGAGCUGGAUAAAAAGCGUCUGGUUAGCCUGUGGAACUCGGUUCUCAUCAACAUCCAGCAAAGGGAUAAGGUUUACGACUCUGUUCGCGACGAUUACAAAACGCUUCAAGAGAAUUACCGGACUCUGCUAAGUAACCUGGAGAUUACCAAAAAAGUAACGAUGGAGGAAAUGAACAAGGGAAAGGAACUUACCAUGAACAGGGACAAACUGGAAUACGACAUCGCAAACGCAAAUAAACUUUACGAUACUGAAGAGUCCAAAAGAGUGAACUUAGUGGCUCAAAUAACCCAACUUACAGAGUCAAUAGAAAUGACUGAGAGAGAUCAGGAUCUAAUCAAGUCUGAAAACCAAACAAUGAGGAACAUACUGAAGAGCACUGAAAAGGAGUACGAUCACCGUGUCGAGCAGAAGUUGAAAUUGGAGAACGAGAUCCUCACUAAUCUACAAGAAUGCCUCCUAAAUGAUAAAGCCGUUGAAUCAAUGGCCAAUGGCAUCAAGAAGAUGAGAGAACUGUCCAGGAAACAGGAAAUUGGUUUGAUGGCCAUGGAGAACCAGCACGCGAAAAUGAUGCUAGAUAUCGAAGUUCAUAGGAACAGACAGGCGAAGAACAAGAUAGUACUAGAUGAGACCUUGGCGAAAGUAAGAGAACGAGAGAAGGAGAUAGAGACACUCCAAGAGAAGUACGAUCAGAAGGCGCUCAUUAUUCUACGGAAGCAGAGAGAGCUGGACAUCAUUGUUAAGAAGUAUAAUGCUUUGAAGGAAGUUUUUGAUCUUAAAUCGCCCCAAGAGCGUCGCAUCGAAGAGUUGGAGCAGCAAAUAAAGACGCUUCGCGAGCGGACGGAGAGCAUGCAACACGAAUGGCUAAGGUUGCAAGGACACGUGGUCAAAUUAACUGCACAGCAUCACAAGAUCAUUUCAGAUGUUAAUCUUAUUAAUAAGCAAAUACAGAUCUGUGAACAGAAGACGAUGCGUAUCCAGGCUGAGUGUGGCCACGUCGAUGAAGAACGGGCUAAAGUUGAGAGGUCCUUGCGAGAGCUGCGUGGGAGGCUCGAAGUGCUGGAGAGGACUCGCAAAGACUCGACAGAACGCAACCAGAACGCUCUGAAGACUAAUAACGCUAUCACCCACGAGUAUGCUGCUAACCUCAAGGGCGCUGAAACGGAAAUAAUUCAAUUGGAAGAAGACAUAGAAGCGAUGGAGAAGGAUAAAAUUAAUUUGACCCAAGAAUUGGAUCGUGUACAGAGGGAGGCUCUUAUUUGGCAACGAAAGGGUAUUUUAGCUGUCGAUUUGAAGAGAAAUAUACAAAACGCCAAGUCCGCAGCUGGCGAGAUUGGACAGAUGAGGGCUGAAAUUCAUAGAAUGGAAGUACGACGCGAACAGCUGCGCAAAACCGGUGAAAAACUAGCGGAAGAUUUGGCCCUAUACGUUACUCGCAGGGAGACUGUCAUGGAGAAGAGUAGAGCUGCUGCAGCAGUGGAGAAGGCGCAUGGCAGUUCCUCGCAGACUUCCCAGUCGACGUACCACCAUAAGUUAAGACUUGUCAAAGCGGACGUCGCGAGAGUAACAAAGGACUUAACCGAGGCUAAGGAACGCUUUGACGCCCUGGAAAACGAGCACAAUCGUCUGGAACGUGAGGUAGCCAGCACUAGUGCUCUUAAUGCCCAGCUCGAAGAGAGAGUGGCCUCGCUCAUGCAAGAGACACAGGAAGCCGAACGUCACAAACAAUGGAUGAAGUAUAUCGUUGGGAAGCUGCUGGCAGAGUAUCCUUAUUUGAGCGAUCGGCUCGGGGUGAUAUCGAACACUCUGGAAAUUAAUACGCCAAGCGACACGCCAAGACUGGUGGAAGAGUGUGCGUGCAUAGAGGAAGAGUCGGUAGAAGCUGACGAAAUCCCUGAAAAGCUAGAAGCUGGAUCAUGCGAAUAA
Leptosia nina is the source of this 2859-nucleotide messenger RNA. Lineage: Eukaryota; Metazoa; Arthropoda; Insecta; Lepidoptera; Pieridae. The record is from the annotation of a GenBank genome assembly.